GCGCACGCAUCUGACAGUAUCCCCGAGUGUUCGGUAGAGUUCGGUAACGGUCGGGAGAGCGCUUGGCCGGUUUGUUCGGUCGAACGAACCGCGAGAGCACAGUGUACCGUCGACCAACAACCCUUUCGCGUGCAAGGAUGUCUCAUCACGGCUAAUCAAAACUCCCCUUUCUCACUCUCACUCUUCCUCUCUUUCUCUCUCUCUCUCUCUCUUUCUCUCUUUGCCUCCGUUUCUUUUUCCUUCCCCGCUGUACAACACCUUCGACCGUGUAUCGGGACAGUGUGGCAGGAAACAUCGAGAGCAUAACGUUGGAACUUUCUCACCUGGCCGAUUCGUAUCGACGUUUCGCGGCCAACACAGUGCGUGACUCUCGACCGAGCAGCUAAACCGUGCGACUCUGAUCUGGUCUCGUCCCACCCCACGGCCACCGCUCUCUCGCGCGCACUCGUGCACUCUCUCUCCCUUUGUCCCUCUCCCUCGUUUUCUCCGGCGCGGAGAAACAUGGACGAGACAAACGGGAAAAUGCGGAACAAGCAAGAGGACGUGGAUACCGCAUCCCUCGGCGCUGACAUCCUGAACCCGUUCGUACACCGUCUCGAGCUCGACACAACCUACGACAAGCUCAAGACGGCAUUCCUGACGGUGGCUCUUCUACCAUUCAGACUGGCCGCAAUUACGGCACUGGUGAUCAUGGCCUGGCUGCUGGCUUGUCUAGGUCUCCUUGGAUUAUCCGAGGAGGAUCUCCGGCGAGCUCCUCUGAAAGGAUGGAGACGAGACAUGCGAGUCGUAAUCUGCUGGAUGAUGCGAGCGUUGUUCAUCUGCGGGGGAUUCCAUCACCUGAAGGUCAAGGGUCGCAAAGCGGAAACAAAGGAUGCCCCCGUGUUAGCGGUGGCACCACAUUCAAGCUUCUUCGACGCGUUUCCGGUCGUGUACCUCGGCGGACCGAGCAUCGUCGCCAAGGCGGAGACCGGGCGCAUUCCUUUUUUCGGAAAACUUAUCAACUAUACGCAGCCGGUCUACGUAUGGAGGGAAGAUCCGAAUUCACGGCAAAAUACGAUCAAGGAGAUCAUCGAGAGAGCUACUUCGAAAGAGGAUUGGCCGCAGGUUAUGAUUUUCCCGGAAGGAACCUGUACAAAUCGAUCGUGCCUAAUUACGUUUAAGUCGGGUGCAUUUUAUCCCGGUGUCCCGGUGCAACCAGUGUGCAUCAGGUAUCCUAAUAAGCUGGACACGGUCACGUGGACGUGGGAGGGUCCUGGAGCACUGAAAUUACUCUGGCUGACGCUGACCCAGCUGAACAGCAGCUGCGAAAUCGAGUUUCUCCCCGUUUACAAGCCAAGCGAGGCCGAGAAAACGGAUCCUAAACUUUACGCAAACAAUGUGCGACGUCUCAUGGCGGAGGCUCUGCAGAUUCCUGUAUCGGACUACACGUACGAUGACUGUAGAAUAAUUAGCAAAGCCCAUCAACUACAUAUGCCACACGCAUCCAUCUUGGUCGAGGCUCACAAGCUUCGCAAUAAACUUGGGUUGGUGACAGCCAAAACAGAGGAAGAGAUAGUGCAGAAGAAAACGCAGCGACUUAGCGAAGAAGUGGAUCUCCACGAAUUCGCUCAACUUUUAAGAAUCGACGAGAAAGAGCCUACUCUACAGCAGCUCUUCCGAAUACACGACAAAAAUGGAACGGGUAAAAUAGACUUCGAGGAGUACAUAUUCACGGUGUUAGCCACGACGAACGCGAACUCUGAAUUAGACAAGGUUGAAACAGCGUUUGAAGUGUGCGGCACGAAAUCGUUAUCGUACAUCGGUCAAAUGGAGUUAAGGAAAGCCUUGAAAAUGUCGUUGAAUGUGCCAGCAGAGGAGUCGGAUAAAAUUUUCCAACACGCGAAAAUCGAUUUUCCGGACACAACUGUGAAUUUCGAAUUCGUGUUAGCCGCGCUGUCGGAACGCGCGGAGUACGCCCACAUAUUCGCGGUAACCACCGAAACAAGAAAAAAAUGUAUUUGAGAAUAUUUCAUCAACUCGUUCCACACUCAUCGAAGAAACAGAACGCGUGGUGUGUGUAGCAGGCCGCUUCUCAACCAGAUCUGCGCCAGUCCUGUCUAACUUGGUUCUAUUUUCCCCGAUGCUGCUACCCUCUCGACGACUAAAUAGCCAUUUUCUGUUAGUAUUACAUCGUUGACGAAACAAAAGAUUGUCUUCGUGAGGAUUAAGCGAAACACGGAACGAGAAGAUCGCAUAGAACGCAUUAGGAACUCUGUUCACCCAUCAGUGGACUAACUAUCCUAAUUCAAAAUUGAAAAUAUCGCUUUGAAAUACAACGAUGCAUCUUUUUGUAAUAUUAUAAAUACUUAAACAUGUUUAAAGAGAGUGAGAUCGGCGCAAAGCAGCGUUAAUCGCGUCUGGUCAUUUUUAAUUAUUGUUUAAACGCGUUUAAAUGUUCAUAAUUAUAUCGAAAGUACAUUGUUGUCUAUAGAAUCGUUCUACACAAGAAAUAUUCGUAUCACUGUCAUGGUUACAGCAGAAUGAAUUCUCGAAAUUGAAAACUUGAUUUCUUCGAAAUGAAUAUAAAAUGAUUGUUCUUAUCGAAAGGCUAAAAGGAAAUACUCAAAUUUUGUUUGACCAUAUUAUUUAACAUUACUCUCACCAUGUUCCAGCAAAGUGAACAUAAAAUAUUUUGUUUACAUUAUCGCGACAGAUAAUGUAAUUGAUUUCAAGAGUCCACUCAAGGGUGAAACAAACAACAUUGCUGCGUAGCGCAGCUGUAAUUUCUUUACUUGUCAGAAGAGCUUCUUUUGUACAAACGAAGUCGAAUUCCAAAGGAGACCGUGCGGUUCGGGCCGAACUUCUUACUCGAGAAAGUAAGAAAUGUAUAAAUACUUUUCUGUUUUUGUUCUACCCGUAAAUAAGCGGUUUAAUUUAUUGACAAGUUUUGUAUUAUGCCAUUGUGUUUCACGAGGUUUACGGACAGGACAAGUAUGUACAAGUAUGGACACAGAAUCCAUAAAAAAGAUAAAUAACGGUUGCUUUGUAACGCUUACCAUACACAGAGAGACACACGUGUACACGCGUACACUUACAGAGUAGAAUAAGACGUAGCAUAACUUUCUCUUGCGUUUCGUACUUUUACAUACUUUCCAUCUAGUGCACACACGUGGUCUAGAAUAGACUUUAUUUCUCGCUAACACUCGCCUAAUAUUUAUUGUAAACCAUUUGCCCUCCCUUCAGAAUUUCACCCGUAUUCGAAGUCAUGUAAAUAGUAUUACACCGACGAAGGUUUCUUAGGCAUAAGCAUGCAAACCCCUCCGUGUUGGACUUAACAUUCACGGCGGACGUGCUGUCUGUACGAAAGGAUUAGGUUUAGAGUUAUUCUAGAUUGCUCAGGGUUCAGAAGAAUUUCAAGGCUAUUGAGAAUUUCGUGCGUUAUUAGUAGUAUCGAUUAAGCCACGAUCACAAACUUCUCCAAGUUCACAAUUUGGCCUGAUUAGAGCUCUUACAUUGUCGAUCAGAGAACUGGAUUCGAAAUGCCCUAAAGUGUAUAAAUUAUGAAUUUUACAUUCAAAUUGACCCUCAUCUUAUUAUAUAAUUUCACUAUGCAAAAAAGACAAUAUAUCGUUUCGACUUAGAACCGAAUAGUUAUGAUGUUUAUAAAAUUUUGCUGUAAGCGAAUUUGUAUGUUUCAAUAAAGGAUUAAGGCUAAGGGAAUGCGAAAA
This is a messenger RNA of Megalopta genalis, 3707 nucleotides long. It is a transcript of the gene LPCAT, whose product is annotated as lysophosphatidylcholine acyltransferase. The record is from RefSeq and is a predicted model, not a curated record. Gene Ontology annotation, cellular component: endoplasmic reticulum. NCBI's taxonomy places the organism in Eukaryota, Metazoa, Arthropoda, Insecta, Hymenoptera, Halictidae. Gene Ontology annotation, molecular function: lysophosphatidic acid acyltransferase activity; calcium ion binding.